UCAGAGGAGAGCGUUCAAAAUGGAAUCGACUUACGCGUACAAAUCCCACGAAUGCGUGGCGGUAGUCAACUUUGGGACGUCAUCAAUCACAUGGAUCAAAAGAUUUAUUGCUUAGAAAAUGAGAGGGCAUCUGAAGAAGUAUGCGGUUGGUAUAAUAAUCUAAAGUAUUUCGCCUUCUCAGCGCAUGAUUCUACUCUAAACGGUCUUCUGUCAGCGUUGGGUGCUAAAGAAAAAGUUGUACCGGACGAUCUUCCGGAAUAUACGGCAGCAGUGUUGUUUGAAUUAUGGAAAGUGAAUGGUCAAUAUAAAGUCAAGGUCAACUAUCACCGUAAUUACAACACUACACAAUGGGAAGACAUCACCGGAAACAUAAGCGGUUUGUUCGCGUUCCUUCACUCGCAACUCCCGAAGCUAUUAUCUAAGACAUUCCCGGUCCCUGGCUGA
This is a messenger RNA of Anisakis simplex (herring worm), 444 nucleotides long. NCBI's taxonomy places the organism in Eukaryota, Metazoa, Nematoda, Chromadorea, Rhabditida, Anisakidae. The record is from the annotation of a GenBank genome assembly.